AUGGCAGCCGAGGGCCCCCAACUAACCCCCGUCGGGGAGAAGUCCCUACCGGCAAAAUGCAAGGCGCAGGCCGUGACGUAUUGUCCCACGAUGGACCUGAUAGCACUGGCGACCGAGGAUGAAGAACUGCGCGUAUUCCGACUUAAUGGGCAGCGAGUGUUCGGGGGUUCUUUUGGUGGAGAUCCGUACCUAGGCGAGGAUGAGGAGGAUGGCGAGAUUAGAGGGAUGGCGUGGAAGGGGAAUGGUCGUCUACUCGCUGUCGCGUGCGGAGAUGGCUCGCUUCGCAUUAUCAGUUCGUACACCGGGAAAACGGUGCACAACUACCAGACCUAUCAGCAAAAAGAGGAAAACUCCAAUCCCACUGAUAAACCCAUACCCAAGGCAACGUGCGUUGGGUGGGGUGUCAAUUUCACCGAUAGCAAGGCCGCACAGCGGCAUUUGCAUGAAUCCGCGGGCCAGAUAUCCAUCGAGGAUCUUUUAGCCCCGGGAGUGUAUCCAUCCAAGGCAGCUACCAUGCUUACAGCAGAUUUACCUCGGGAACUUGCCUUGUUGGAUAUUGAGAGCUCGCUACCAAAGCUGAGCACCCUGCCUGCAACAGGAGGCGAGGACGAUGUCUUUAGCUCGCGGGCAUCCCUUGAUGCCAUCUUCCACUCUUCGAAGGAUACCAACGACUCGGUUGAUGUGCUCUCUGUCGGAUUCAAUGAUGGUACUGUUCACCUGCGCAUCUUUGAUUGCUUUGAGAUUGGCUCUUUCCCUGUGGGAAGCUCCCCAGGUAUCUCCGACUCGUGCCGGAUCUUGCGGCAUGCUUCACACCCCUUGAGCUCUACACAUGCUAUACUGGCAUCACCGGCCGAGGGAGAUACUCGUGGUCCACUCGAGCUUAUUACGAUGGAUCUUCGCUUUAUUACGAAGUCUGGGCGAUAUCUGUCUCUUCUUGCGUCAAAGACUACUCAGCUUCAGAAUUUGCUGCGCUAUAUUGGUCAAGUGCAGCGGCAGAUUGAACUUGAGUGGAAGAACGCUCAGGAGCUUCCUGCGCGGUUCUUGCGCAGUGUCAAUGAGGACUUGAAGGAAAAAUGCCAGUGUGAUUUUAUCACUGCUAUCUAUCACCUGGUGGUUACUGGUCAUUGCUUCGAGCCCAUGAAAGAGUUCCUCACGGAUAUUGUUGGCGAAAGAGGCCACAAGAGAUGGGAUAAGGCCGUCUCGGGCGGCUACGAGAAUAUCCGGCGACUGACACACGAAUGUCUCCUCCCAGCCUUGGAACGCAGUCAGGUACUUCUCGGUCGAUUGGUUGGAUUGUCUAAAUUCCACAAGCUAAGUGACGUCCUUGGGCUGGACACGGCCAAGCUCAAUGCCAUCGUGGAGACACUUGAUUGUCUUCAUCUCCUUGCGCACCGCGUUCUCUUGCAUACCAACGAGGAAUUGCAGCAAUUCGGCGCUUUCUCUAGAUGGCUCCGUCAAGAAAUCUAUGUUCUCAACAGCGAGCCCUUGUCGCAGACACUGGAAGAGCUGCAGGAGAAGAGAGAUUUGUUCGAUGUCCCUCCUACUGUGAAGUAUAUCAAAGGCGCACUGACCAAGAGUGCUCUACGGAACUUUAUACGGCAACUCCCUAUGAUCGGAGUUGUUCAGCGCCCCGCCCCUCCCACUGAUAAAUGGCUUCCAGACGGCCAUGACCGCUCGUUCUUCGACACUUACAAAUCACUUCUUCGACAGCAACGCGAGUCUCGAGACAAGGGUAGUGAUGGUACAUCAGUUGAGACGCCUAAACUCAAUGACUUGACGAGGCGUCUAGGCAUCCAGUUUGAGAAGGUUUUUGGAGAUAUUGCCUUGACUCAGCGCAGAGGAAUUCUCCAUCGCUCGCCUUUGACGCUUCACUCUGAUUGCGACCAAGACGUUAUCGAUUUGACUUUCUGUUAUGAGGAUGCCAUUGAAGGCCAGCCUUGCUCGAUAUACGUCGCUACCCGAUCAGUCACAUCAAAACAUCAAGUCUAUCUCUACCGUGUCAUCCUCAACUCAGCUGGCGGCGUCAGCUCAACAAGAAGCACAUCCCUUGCAACCAUCGACCUCCAAAACGGCGAAGUCCGCCAACUCCAAUUCGUCAACGACAACACACUCAUGGUUCUCUGGCGCGACAGCAAGGGAUCCUCCCGUCUCCUCAACUUCCCCUUCCAGCCCACCUCAACGCAAUCUCAAAGCGAGACAACCGACCCACCACCUUUGGUCGUUGACUACAUCGAGUGCGACAGCACGCCAUCCACUCCCAAGCCUACUGCAUUGGCUACGACACUAGAUCUCUCGCCUGAAUCCCCUCACGUGGGUGUCCUGAUACAUCUCUUUGCUUUACAUGGCCCUAAGGCGCGGCCUAUACAUGUUGAUGUUAAUGGACGGAAGGGACGGCGCGCUAUCUGUGUUUUGUAUGCGGAUGCUAUGCGAUAUGAGGUUUUGGACUUGGAUGCUGCGAUGGGAGAUGAUGAGGAAGAUGAUGAAGAUUAUCAAGAAGGGGAUGAGGAGGAUGAAGAAGAAGAAGAUGAUGAUGAUGGUGAUGACGAGGAAGUCUUCGAUAGCGAUGAAGAGAAUAAUGAGAAUUAG
Molecule: messenger RNA, 2586 nt
Organism: Penicillium vulpinum
Lineage: Eukaryota; Fungi; Ascomycota; Eurotiomycetes; Eurotiales; Aspergillaceae
Exons: 6
Coding region: 1-2586 (861 amino acids)
Biological process (GO): anaphase-promoting complex-dependent catabolic process; protein K11-linked ubiquitination; positive regulation of mitotic metaphase/anaphase transition
Cellular component (GO): nuclear periphery; anaphase-promoting complex
Molecular function (GO): protein binding
Source: RefSeq, a predicted model, not a curated record